Patiria miniata (bat star) is the source of this 8088-nucleotide messenger RNA. Its product is annotated as laminin subunit gamma-1-like. The transcript has 36 exons. The record is from RefSeq and is a predicted model, not a curated record. Lineage: Eukaryota; Metazoa; Echinodermata; Asteroidea; Valvatida; Asterinidae. The coding region runs from base 423 to 6710 and encodes 2095 amino acids.
GACAAUGUUGUAAACAUAUAAUACCACUUCUUUCAACGAUAAGUUUCAAGUAGAAAGUGACUUAUUUAUUCCCACUUUCGGGUGUUUGUUUCAGAAAUAAAUUCUCCCAACUUCACUUUGCGGUACCUCUUGAAUAAUAAUAAGCCAAUGGUGGUCAAUGGCGGUGUUUUUGGUCUUCUGCUGCAUGUGCGGUUAUGCACCUGUGUUACACCAAAGAUACUAGAGAGGGGCAUGCACUACGAACAAGAGACGUUGUUGGAGCUGAUUUACUGAAAAGUGAAGGGCAUAAUGGAACUCGCUUGUGAGUCAUCGCCACCAACUACCAAAAGCUGAAAUAUCAAGAUAUUUAUCAACAAGUUGUGCUUCUCUGAUCAAAGACCUUCUGAAUUAAUGACAGGUGCAAGGACACUUGAACUCUCAAAAUGAGCCCGUGUGCUGAAAUCUUAUGGAUGGUGCUGCUGUUUUGCUUAACCCACCAUUGCUGCAUCCAUACUACCAGAGUGUCGGCCCAAGACACGCCCAAUUGUCAGAACAAAGCAUGCUACCCACCCUUCAUUGAUCUCAUCCAGGAUUUGCCUAACAGGACGCUUGCCGUCAGUUCCACAUGCGGCACUCCACCAAUGGACUACGAGCUCCUGUUCUCCAGCUCUAGUGGAGACACCCACGAGCGCAGGACCUGCGACGCCGCCAACCCUCAAAAUGCGCAUCCGAACACCGCCCUCUAUGACUCGGUCACCUCGUUCUUCAUCUCGCGGCCCGACCUGACUACGUGGUGGCAGUCGGAGAACGGGGCCCGGGAUGUUCAGUUGACGCUGACACUCGGAGACAGUUUUCUUUUCCAGGGGACAUCACUUGCCUUCCGCAGCCCGCGGCCCCAGUCUCUCUUCAUUGAGAAGAACACCGAUUUUGGGAGGACCUCAUGGUUACCCCUGCAGUACUAUGCCGUCAGCUGCAGCCAGACUUUUCCUACUGUUCCCACUGUGGAAGGUGUUAUAAGUUACCUUCCUAUAUGUGAGGAGAUAUACGUUGUUGGAGAUGCCUCAACAGAAAUCCCCAAUAGUAAUAUUCAGGAGGUGCGAUACAAUCCAGCUCAGCAGCUAGGCCCAGAUUUCUCCCAGGACUCAGUCACGCGUUACUUCACUGUCACCAACAUCCGUGUCACCCUGGGCCUACCAGGUAGUGAGGUGGCUUUUAGGAACUACUUUGCCGUAGCUGACUGGGAAGUGAACGGCCAGUGUUUGUGCUUCGGCCAUGCUGAGGAGUGCAGGGGAGCGGAUUUAUCUGAAUGUGUCUGUCAGCACAACACCGCCGGCCGUCACUGUGAUCGUUGCUUGCCACUGUUCAACAACAAACCCUGGCAAGCGGCCGUCAGAGGACAAAACACAGCCAAUGCAUGUGAAGAGUGUGACUGCAAUGGCUUUGCUGUUAGCUGUAUCUAUGAUGCCACCAAGGGGCAUGGGGUCUGUCAGGACUGUGCAGAGAACACAGGUGGAGACAAUUGCCUACGCUGUAAUGACAACUACUUCAGGAACCCCUAUACAGACCCUGCAAACAACGACACAUGUGUGGCAUGUAUGUGUGAUGUGAAUGGCACACAACCCAACACAAUCUGCAACGAAAUAGACGGGAACUGUACGUGCAAGCUGAACGUGCAGAAUGCACACUGCGAUGAAUGCAAAGACACGUUCUUCAAUCUGAACGGUCUGAAUCCAGUCGGUUGCCAACCGUGUGACUGUGACCCUAUCGGUUCCCUGGGCUCCACCAACUUCUGUGACAAAGUCACCGGGCAGUGCAUCUGCAAGAGUAAUGUAGAGGGCAGCAGAUGCGACACCUGCAAGGCCGGUAGCUACAACCUAGAUACAGCCAAUCCUGAUGGCUGCUCCCUAUGCAGCUGUGACAUAGGAGCUUCUCUGAGUGGUCAGUGUGAUGGGACCACCGGGGCUUGUACAUGCAGGCCUAACAUUGCCGGCCGGGCCUGCAAUCUGACCGUGACGGGUUACUAUGUGCCUAAGCUGGAUGGGUUGACGUAUGAGGGGGAGCUGGCAUCGGCGGAUAAGGAUGUUACCAUUGAGGAGAGACCUACCGAUACCGACACUGCCAGGCACACAGGCAGAGGCUUUCUAGCUGUCCCCAUUUCAACUAUAGUCACAUUCACUGAUGUGAACAUUCCCCGCACACAGGCCUAUGAAAUGGUGCUGAGAUAUGAGAGUGCUGCUAAUUUCCCAAAUGUUCGCAUUGCGUUGGACCAGCAAGCACCCACGGCCUAUGAGUGCCAGGGGACCACGCAGUCUGGUGACACCAUAGCUCUGCCAUCGAACAUACCUGCAGCUGGAGUUGGAGGUGCACUGCGGUUUGGCUCAGCCUGUCUGAAUGCAGCAAGCCAGUACAAUAUCUCAGUUGAAAUUGGUCUGUCUGAUGGAGGCGAGAAUGCUAUCAUUCUUCUGGAUUCGGUGGUCUUGCUUCCUGUAUUGGAUGACCUGGAUGUCUUCACCUCUGACAUGACCUCUAACCUGACCCGAGAGGUCAUGACAUCCUGUUGGGAGGCAGCUGUCAUAGCCAGGCCUGGCCUGACAGUGGAUUCAGGGGAAUGCUCACAGUAUGAGUUCUCCAUAAUGGCCGAAGUUUACAACGGAGCUGUCGCUUGUUCGUGUAAUGAUGCUGGAACUGUGCCAGGUACAGCGUGCGACUCGUACAGUGGCCAAUGCCAGUGCAUUGAAGGCGUGACCUCACAGUCAUGUGACUACUGCGCAGCGUAUCACUAUGGUUACGACACAGUGGCAGGCUGCACACCAUGUGGCUGUGACAUCAAUGGUGCUAUCACACCGUCAUGCCAUGAGACUACGGGAGCCUGUGACUGCCAUGUGAACGUGAUGGGUGCCAAAUGUGACGCAUGCUUGACAGAACAUUAUGGGCUGUUCACAGGUACUGGCUGCACCCCUUGUACCUGUGAUCUUGAUUACUCCCUGGACAAUGCGUGUGAUGACCUGGGUCAAUGUAGCUGCAAACCAGGCAUCGGGGGACAGAGCUGCACUGAAUGUGCACCUGGCUUUUACCAGUUGACAACAGAGGGCUGUACCUUUUGCGAGUGUGAUCAGGUGGGGAGUGCGCAAAGUGGCUGUGACAGCGCGGGCAACUGCCUGUGUAGUGAGGGCACCACCGGCGACAAAUGUGAAGCGUGUAAAGAAGGUUUUUAUGGCUUUGGGCCCUGGAGUGAGCGUGGCUGUGCCCGCUGCUAUUGCUCCUCACACAGCACGCAGUGCAGCACUGCGUUAUCCUGGUUCAGGGGCCAGGUCGUCAGCAGUUGGUCCCUGCUUAACUUUGGAGCUGUUGAUCCACGUUGGACCGGGGUGACGGGUACCGGUGACAGUGUUGCAAUCAGUGAAGUGCCCAUUCUGGAUGUGUCCAAUCCCAGAUUGAUUCUAGAGCUGACCGAGCUGAGUAACUCCACUGACUUCUUCUUUGCCUCACCCUCUGUCUUCCACGGUGAUUUCCGCACGGCCUACGGCCAGUCUCUGACCUUCACGCUCAGCCAGUCAACAGCCCAAGACCCCUCUGUAAAUCCAGAGGGAGAUGUCUUCAUUGAUGGAACCUAUGUGGAUGAGACACUGGUUGCCGCGCUGCCGUAUGUACCAAACACCAAUAUGAAUGAGACAGAGUACCAGUUCAAGCUACAUGAGAACUACUGGCGCAAAGGUAGCUUGCAAGGGGACCAGCCAACCGCUGAAUUUAUGAUCAAGAUGUUAGCUGGUAUCCGGUCCAUCCGCAUCCGGGCCAAAUACACUACGCUACCUGGGGAGUCAGUAUUCCUGCAUAGUGCCAUGCUAGAUUAUGCCAUGCAGGGUGAUGGUUCAAUAACGGGAGAAUCCGCGGACUUUGUGGAGAAUUGUACCUGCCCUGCUCAGUACACGGGUCUGUUUUGUGAGAGCUGUGCGCCAGGCUUCAAGCGAGCCUCAUUAGACAUGGGGCCUUUCUCUGACUGCGUCCCCUGCGAUUGUAACAGUCACAGUGAUCUACCCUGUCACCCGGACACCGGUGUCUGCCAGGGUUGCGGAGACAACACCGGAGGGGAGUUUUGUGAGCUGUGCUUGGAUGGUUACUAUGGAAACGCCACGGGCGGCACGCCAGGUGACUGUCAGCCCUGUUUGUGCCCAGGACCCCCGGGUAGUGUCAACUCCUUUGCUUCGGUCUGUGAUGAUACCGGAGUCUGUGCCGAUUGUGCAGUAGGCCACAGUGGGGACUACUGCCAGACAUGCGUGACCGGGUAUUACGGUGUUCCAACUAACACUUUGACAAACAAUGGCCAAUGCCUGCCCUGUUUCUGCAACCUGAGCCCUGGCGAUUGCAACACCAUCACCGGGGAGUGUUUGAACUGCGCAGGGAACACUACUGGCCAUACCUGCGACAUCUGUGACUUUGGCUACUGGGGCACCAUAGACAACUGCCAAGCAUGCGAUUGCGAUCCAGUCGGCGGUUUUGGGAACUGCAGUCGUGAUGCUGGCGUAUGUUCCUGCUAUCCUAACGUGAUCGGGGACCGAUGUAUGCAGUGCGCUGUGGAUACCUGGGGCUUUGCCAGCGGGGAUGGGUGUAUGCCUUGUGACUGUCAUCACAUCGGGACUGUGAACCAACAGACGCAGUGUGACUUGGUGACAGGUCAGUGUGAGUGCAAGCCUAGGGUCACAGGUCAACAGUGUGACCAGUGUCAGCAGGGAUACUGGAACAUAGACCAAGAGUGCAUAGCUUGUGAGUGUAGCCUUGAGGGUACUGCCCUUGACACCUGUGACGUCAAUGAUAACUGUGCCUGCGAUCUUUUGACCGGUCAGUGCAGCUGUAAGUCCGAGACAAUCGCAGGACGGACGUGCAACAGGUGUGGACGCGUCGACGAAGAUGGGUCUGAAAUAGUCACUGAAGUGUUUGUUGGUGCUUUUCCAAACUGUGAGCCUUGCCCGGAAUGUUUCCAGGAUUGGCGCCGGGCAUUCCAAAAUAUGGCAGACCUGUUUAGAGAGCAACAGAUGAUACUCAGAGGACUAUUGGCAAACUACAACAAUCUGACCAGCCAGGAAGUAGACAACACACUAGACUUCAUCAGGGGAAACCUCAGCAGUGCAGCGGGGGCCAUUGAACAGGGAACCAGGGAACUGGUGGAUCUGGAAUACAUUCAGGCUGGCUUCAGCAUGAUUUCAGCCGAAGUGGCCAACUUCACGGACCUAGUGACCGCCGUGGAGACGCGUCGGCUGGAGCUGACCACCAGACUGACCAAUGUCCAGCAGUUCACAGGAAGCGUACUGAUCCAGGAAAACACCGUCAAGACUGCCGAGCAGCUGCAGCAGGAUCUCAAUGCAUUGAGUAGCACCACGACGGCACUGUUUCAACUAGGAAACGGCACAUGGGUCAAUAUACAAGGCAUGUAUGCAGCAAUUGAGGCUUCGGAGCAGGGCAUCCAGCAGCUUAUACGUGGUGUGGACAGACUCCUGCAGGAUAUUGAACGCGCUGCCAUGGAGCGACAACAGGCAGCAGUGAUCUUGGACGACGAAAACCGCGCCACUGAGGUCAACCAGAAUGCAAACCUGCUGACAACAAUCAGCGCUAUCCAGCAAGACUACCCGCUGGCAUCCACGGCCCAGAAUGCCUCAGCUGCCCAGCAGAUUGCCCUGGAGGCUAAUCAGAGUAUGCAGGGGGUCUUGCAGGGCGCCCUCAUAGUCCAGGGGCAGGCAGACGCCCAAGCCUAUCGGAGCGAGAUGGCUAGGUUUAAUGUCACCAAUGCUGAUACAGCAGCUAACCAGGCCCAGUCUGCUGCCAGGACUUACAAGGACCUUGCCUUGUCCACUAAGGCCAACAUGACCAGCCUGUACUUACAGGUCCUAGAUACCUACACAGCCCUCCAGGAUGCUGAGGCACGCAGCGUGGAGGCUCGGACCAUUGCCCGGGCCGUGCAGGACACGACGGUCCGUCCCUCCACUCAGAUGGACCAGCUGGUCAACCAGAUCAAUGCGGCACCGCUGACCGCCUCGAAUGUCCAGAAUCUACUCCAGGACGCGACCAGUAAACUGGGACAGGCUGAGCAGACCAAAUUGUCGGCUUCAGCUGGACAGCAGGAGGCAGAGUCGGUGGGCGCUCAACUUCAGACCAUUGAGUACGAGUUGACUGAAGGAGAGAGAGUGAGAAUGGAGACGACUCAGCGACUGACAGAAACAGACAACAACAUCACCAGCAUCAGGUCAACAGCCAGUCAGGUUCAGGAAGAAGCCAAUCAGGCAAUCAGCAGCGGACAGCAGACCUCAGCAGCUAUAUCCAGCAUCCUACAGGGAGUCAGGACCACACAGCAGUGUUUCAGUGCUAGGAGGAACCAGGCUCAGGAUGCAGCAUACCGGGCAAGUCUGGCUGGUACCCAGGCCACCACAGCACAACAGGCCUAUGAAUCCAGUGCUGCAGACACGGCAUCCCUGACUUCCCUGAUUAACGCAACUAAAAGUCAGUCUUCUACUGCCUUGAAUGACGUCACUGUGGUAUCUGAUCAAGCAGAGACACUCCAACAACAAGUGGUCACUGUCCAACAAAUGGCUGAUCUAGAUGCCUUGAUGACACAGUACAUGACCCAACGUGAACAAAUGCAGGAGCUCGAUGGCAAGCUGGAAGGACUGGAGGCCAGUCUAGACACUGUCCUGGCCAAUCUGGACAGUGCGGAGGGUGGCAGCUUACAGUGUAACUUAUAGUCUUGCAAUUCCAACACCGUAGCCACAAAAAAAAAAGAAAAAAAGUUGGGACUCAACAUGCUGAUUACCCCUCAAACUCCCACCAUUAAGCAUUAAAAUUUGACCGGCUUUUCUAAUACGUAAGAGUGAAAAGAGUAAUAAUAGUGGAAACCAUGAUGAAAAAAUAUUAGAUUGAGUUUAUUCACUGAUGAAUACAUAAAACCAUAGAGUGCUCGGGUGGUUUCGAGCGCUAUGGGGGGGGGGGGGAGUAAUAGAUCGUUAGUACUGCAGCCACCUUUGUGUUGUGUACUGUUGUUCAACAGGGAUACACAUAAGUAGAAGACUUGUGCAUUCACUGUUACUGAAUUAAAAUAACAAACCACACCACAAAGAUGACUGCUGAAUGCAGUUGAUCUAUAGGCAGGGCGGUAAUGGUCAGUACAGCAGCUAAAGGGUUGAUAUUCUCAAGUAAAGAUCUUAAGUAGUAUGGGUACUCAACGAUGGUAGUGAAGUAAGAACUUUAUUAUUUAUCUAGAUAGCAUAUCAUUUGAGACUAGGGGGAUCUGUUCAUGAAACAAAUUUAUACACAAAAGGUGCAUUUUAGGCCUUUUCUAUUUAAAUUUUUUGAUCAACCUACAGUAAAAGGCUGCUAUAACAAACACAGCUAUAAUGAACAUUUGGCGCAUGAAUACGUUCAAAUUUAACUUGCAAUGGUCUCCCAGACUAAUCCCCGCCUCCAAUAACUUUAGAUCAUUCAAAAUAUGCAGUGGAUGGACCGGGAACCAGUCUAGGUCUCCCCCAACUGUCCUUUUCUGGCUGUUGAAGGAGUACUUGUGCACGGAGCCCAUUACAUCCCCUGUGGCCCCCGUUCUAUUGUAAUGUACAAUCACUAUAACAAAUGACCACUUAUAGCGAACAUUUUUUUAUGGACCCCAUCAUGUUCAUUAUAGUGGCGUUCUACUGUAUUGGCUUUGCACCACUUCUCACUUUUUAAUUUUCAUCGUCUGUCCGUCCUCAUGUUUGUUGGGAUGGAGGUUGGUGAAGAAAUGCACCUCGUUUAGUUUUACAUUUUUUUUUUUCAACCCUUAAAUUCACUUUUUGCAUGCAUCGCAAUAGCCAGUAAUAUUUUAAAGGUUCUUUUAUGAACCCACAAGAACUACUGUUUAUAUUCACCAAAAAAAUAUAAUCCUGCCAAGAUUUUCUAUGUUCUGCAUAAUGUGGCCUCAUGAAUACUUUGAGGCUUUUUAAACAUUCCAUUUCUUUUUUACUUUCCAGGUUUUUGUUGAUGGUUUGUCAUGUUUAUGUCAUAUUUGGUUUGAAUAAUAAAACCAUUGUGGCUUUUAAAUGACUUGUUGAUACAUGUACAUGUAAGAUAAAGUAUAUAUUUGCUGUGAAAAUA